Molecule: messenger RNA, 773 nt
Organism: Lolium rigidum
Lineage: Eukaryota; Viridiplantae; Streptophyta; Magnoliopsida; Poales; Poaceae
Exons: 5
Coding region: 1-570 (189 amino acids)
Source: RefSeq, a predicted model, not a curated record
AUGAACUUCGACGACGUUUGGACGUGCGAGCAGGCGGAGAUGCUCGCGCCGCCGUCGCCGAUCGUCACGACCGAGCAGCGGCGCCGCGCCCGCGAGCUCGAGCAGCGUCUGCGCAUGGCGGAGCAGGACGAGCGCAUGCGCCUCGAACUCUCCCUCAUCCUCCUCGUGCGCCGCCACUCCCUCGCGUCCGUCGUCCCGCUGCUGCUCCUCCAACUCGACUACUUCGCCUCGUCUCCCCCGGCCGUGAUGAGCUCCGCCUUCUACUUCGCGAGCGGAGGUCGCGCAUCUCAGCGGAGGUUACAGGGAGACGUAGCUCUGAGCUCGCCCCCAUUAUCCUUCCCCGUUCCUGCUCCUCCAUCUCGACCAGUUCGCCUCUUCCCCGGCCAUGAAGAGCUCCGCCUCGCCUUCGUGAGCGGUGGCCGCACAUCUAGCAGAGGUUCUAGGGAGACACAGUGGAGGACCACAUUUGAUGAACGAGGUCAACAAGCCAAGUGGAAGCUUCAACUGAUUUUCUCGAUCCGACUUUCGGUCGUCCUUGUGUUUGCCUUCCAGCCAAGGAAGGCAGCGUGAAAGGAGGUUUAACCAGGCAUUAAUUGCUAUCUGAAUUGGUAAAGGCGAUUGACUUGCAGUUUUUCAUUUUUAGCAACAUGGCGAGGAAGGGAUUAAUGACGCGUUGGAUGGACCAAUUUUCCUCCCACUGCUAGCCCAUGGUGCUCGAUCCAUUUUUAUAUGGGUAUACAUGGUGCUUGAUGAAAAUCCUAGCUAAGAUAACG